AGACAGAGAGAGAGAGAGGAGGAAGCAGGCUCUCCGCGGAGCGGACAGCCCGAUGCGGGGCUCGAUCCCAGGACCCUGGGACCACGACCCGAGCCAAAGGCAGAGGCUUUAACCCACUGAGCCACCCAGGCGCCCCUAGUAUGAUAUCCUUUUAAUUAAUGAAGUUAUAUAACAACAAAUUUAAUAAUGUGGAUAGUUUCUGGUUGUUAUCUGUCCCUUUCAGAAUUUUCUUGCCUGAUUUCAUACUUUUGGGCUUCCUGUGGAUUUCUGAAUCAGUUUUUAAAAAAUCUUGUUGAAAUCUUUAUUGGUGCUAUGUAAAAUUUGUAGAUUUAUUUAGGAGAAUUAAAAUCUUCAUACUGACUCUUCCUUUGCAGUGAUAUGUCUCCCCGGGGACACCCUGAUGGCUGGUUGGUUAAGUGUACAUCUCUUGAUUUGGCUCAGGUCAUGAUCUCAGGGAUGUUAGAUCAAGCCCCAUGUUGGGCUGGGCGUGGAGCCUCCUUAAGAGUCUCCCUCUGCCCCUGCCCCUCCACCCCUCUACGCCUCCACUGCUUGCUCUAAGUUUUUAAUACUUGUUUAUUUAUUUGGAAGGGAGAGAGAGAGUGUGCACACACGUGUGCACAGGUGAAUGUGGGGGAGGCAGAGAGGGAGACCUGCAUGGCCCUGCAUUUGUAUAUGUAAUAUCAGUGUGUUAUAAGCAAGCUUUUUCUAAGGUUAAAAAGAGAGAGAGAGAUCCAGGAAUACAUGGUGGAUUUUAUCAAAUGCCUUGUUGGAAUUUAUUGACACAAUAAUAUGUUUUGAAUCUUUUGACCAGUAAAUACGGUGAAUUACACCAACACAUCUCAUGAUAGUGAAAACAGUGAAUGAUUUCUGUAUUUCUGGGAUGGAUUUCCCGUUUGUUCAUGGUGUUUUAUUCCUUUCAUGGACCUCAUCAAGGGCUUUUCUCUCUUUUCUUCAGUGGGAACGAGUUGUAGUUUUUUUGUUUGGGUGGUGGAUUGGUUGAUUAUAAAUGCCAUCCUUCUCAGAGUUUGGGAUCACUGUUAUGGUAACAGGUUUUUAAGUACCGGACGUUUUCUGGCUUUACGUUUAUAGAUCAGAUCGAGUAGCAUCAGAACAAACUGUUCCUUGCAGUUGAAAACGACUCACCCAUUUGAGUUAUUACUGCUUGUCCUUCUCUGCAGGCUCUUGGACAACUUUCUCGAUUUCUUCACAGUUUGUUUGCAGAAAUAUUUAGGUUUUUAACAGUCUCUUCCUGGGGGCGCCUGGGUGGCUCUGUGGGUUAAGCCUCUGCCUUCAGCUCUGGUCAUGAUCUCAGGGUCCUGGGAUGGAGCCCCCUGUAUUAAAUGUGAUGCCCACGCCCCUUGCCGGGUGAGUCGGCAGUGCCCCCAUGAGAGCGGACAGAGUUUCCUGCCCUGUUGCGUUGAUGCUGGAAUGGUUAGCAAGUGUGUGUGGGAAGACGCUUGAAAUGCAUUUGUGCGGUUUGCCUUGACCUUUGCCACUAGAGCAGCUUGCCACGAGAGAUGUGCAGAGCAGACUUGCAUGCGUCUCCGCCAGCCACGCUAACAAACCACCCCGGACCUGGUGCCGGAAACAACACGAAUUUAUUUCUGGAGGCUGGACGUGCAAGACCCAGGUGCCGGCAAGGUUGGAUCUUCCGGCCAGUUCAGUCCCUCCGCUGGGCUUGCAGGUGGCUGCCCCGGGCUCAUGCUCACCUGGUCUUCCCUCUGCUCCCGGUAGCCCUGGCCCACAUCUCCUCUCACCGUUAAGGGCACAGUCAGGCCACCCUCACCGCCUCGUUUUGCCUUCAUUGCCUCUGGAAAGGCCCUGCCUCUCAGAACAAUCACAGGCUGAGGUCCUAGGGACGAGGACCUCAACACCGCGGUUGGUGGGGGGCACAACUCAGCGCAUAACCAGACCUAAAGGCCAGACCAGCCAAACCCAGGAGGCAGCAGGCCAUGAGCAGACAUUUACUCUGAGGUUGGGGUUGUCAGAUAAGAAGCCUGCCCCCAAGGUUGACUAAUAUAAUUGUGUCUUGUAGUCACUCUUUUUUUAUGGAGGUGAAAUUCACAUCACACAAUGAGACUCUUUAAAGUGUAUCUUCCGGGGCGGCUGGUGGCCCUGUCUGUUGGUGUGGCGCUCUUGAUUUUGGCUCCGGUCAUGACCCUGGGGUCCUGGGAUUGAGCCCCGCAUCGGGCUCCCUGCUUGGUGGGGAGUCUGCUUCCCCCUCUCCCUCUGCCACUCCCCCUGCUCAUGCUCUCUCUCAAAUUAAUAAAUCUUACAAAAACUCAUGGAGCCCGUCUCCAGCGACGUUUAGUGCUCGCAGCACUGUUUCUUCAGUUCCCGGCGGGCAGUGUCGGAGAGCCUUCUCCCUGAGGAAUAUGCAUCCCUCAGUUCUUUCACCGACGGGAAAACAUCUUCAUGGAAGUGAAAAUCGCAUCGUGGUGGGAGCUAAAAGUCAAAGCCUGUGACCCUGGGAAGCAGAGCAUGAAGGGGAAGGAACUCGCGGCUUGGCUGGCCUGCCCUUCUUCACAGGCUCGACCCUACACUCGCUGCGGCCCCGGAAUGCCUGGAGUUGUGUGUCUGUACCUACGGAGAGCUCAGCACCUGCCGGCCCAGCUCUUGGGUCUGGCAACUCGGUGGCAGAACAACACAAAACAAAACAAAAAAUCAGGUCAAAAAAACCACAAAAAAGCAAAAAGCCCCGACUCCCUGCCUUCGUGGGGCAUGCAUUCUAGAGGGAAAUCAGACCAACAGCGCAUUCAGUGGUGUAAAUGGGCUACGAAGAACGAACACGGAGGACUGGUGGCAUUUCCGAAAUUUUACACAGGGUGGAAGAAAGGCCUCAUGGAGAUGGCGGCUUUCUGUGGGGGUGAUGCCCCAGGGGGGCAAGCUGAAGCCAGUUGUGUCCCCUCUGGGUCAUGGCCAGGCCUGCCGCAGGCAGGAAGUGGGAAAGGAGAAGAGCUGGGGAGGGCUUCGCAUGUUCUCAUGCCCCUGCUGGGAAGGGGGAUUGGGGGCCGUGGAGUCACACGGGCUGGGGGCUGGGGCAGGAAUAGCCCUGCGCCCACUGCAGAACCCCGGUGCAGGCUACAGACAAACAGAGGUCACCCCAGUGUCCUGCACUGCAACCCCAAAGAGCCAGUGAGGUCACCCCUGGGGGUGUCAGCCCAGCCGGGGCACAGGGGUGUGGAGAGGUGUGCAGGGGAGGGGCAGCCAGCAGCAAGGCAGGGACAGCACUCUGAAAGCUCCUGGAGGACCGAUAUCUGCCUGGUUUGCUUCCCAGCCGCUGCUGAUGCCUCCCCUCCACGUGAGAAUGUGCAAGAAUUUAAAACUUCUUCUUUGGAAGAAUUUCACCUUGAAGAAGCGGAAGCCCCUGGUCGCAGUGCUCGAGGCCCUCACGCCGCUGUUGUUCUCUGCGAUCGCCAUGUACCUUCGCGUCCACAGUGUGCCCAGGAAAUGGCCUCCUUUGAACCACCCCGCCGUCAACAUCAGUUUGCUGCCAGCGUUCUUCUACUUCCCCAUGCAGGCUAAAUACCAGCUCGCGUACAUCCCGUCCCAGAGCGACGCCCUGAGGGCUGUCACGGAGAUGGUGCAGGACGCCUUCGAUGUUGAGUUUGAAGUUCUAGGCUAUUCUUCAGUGCCCGUCUUUGAGAAUUACAUAAUCCAGGAUCCCAAAGGCUUCUAUGUGUGGGCUGGAAUUGUCUUGGAUCACAGCUUCAGGGACAGCAAGCAGCCCCUGCCAUUGAAGAUCAAGUACCGCCUGCGCCUGAGCAGCAUGCACAGGAGCCCCUUGGCCUUGAAGGUCGCCGCCGACCAUGAGCGCCUGGAGGGCUGGUGCACAGGCCUGCGCUACCCUCUGAACCCUAGCCAAGUGCCCCGGGCCUUCGGACAUUUCGACGGGGGCCUCCCUGGAUACAGCAAGGAAGGCUUCCUGACCCUACAGCAUGCGCUGGACAAGGCCAUCAUGCGGCACCACGCCCACAAUGCCACCGCCCAGAUGUUCCAGGAUCUCACAGUGCUGGUGAAGCAGUUCCCGCACGGAGCCCACAUCCAGGACACGUUCUUGCUGGUCCUGCAGAGCGAGUUCCCUCUCCUGCUCACGCUCAGCUUCCUCUGCCUCGAGCUCAUCAUCAUCAAUUCCGUGGCCCGGGAGAAGGAGAAGAGGCUGAAGGAGUACAUGUGCAUGAUGGGGGCGAGCAGCCGGCAGCACUGGGCCGCCUGGUUCCUCACAUUCUUCAUCUCUGCCCUUAUCGCCGUCUCUCUCAUGACCGUCCUCUUCUGCACGCAGGUGAACGGUGUGACGGUGUUCAGAAACAGCGACCCUAGUUUGAUAUUCGUUUUUCUACUAUGCUUUGCUACGGCCACCAUUUUCUUUGCAUUCAUGAUCAGCACAUUCUUUCAAAAAGCCCACGUCGCAGCUGCCGCGGGGGGCAUCAGCUUCUUCUUCACGUACCUCCCGUACCUGUACUUCACGUUCAGCUACCCCCAGAGGACGCACUUCCAAAAGCUGGUCUUCUGUCUGCUCUCCAACGUGGCCAUGGCACAGGGGGUCCAAUUAAUCUCCACGUUUGAGAUAAAAGGCACGGGUAUGCAGUGGAAAACUAUCGGCAGCGUGAGCGGGGAGUUUAACUUCUGCCAGGUGUUGCUGCUGCUGCUGUUGGACGCCGUCUUGUACAGCGUGGUGGCCUGGUACGUGGAGGCCAUCCUCCUGGGCGAAUAUGGUGUCCCUAAGCCGUGGUACUUCUUUGUCAUGCCGUCGCACUGGCGCAGACAGUCUCUGCUCCUCACACGGUCCGUGCUAGACAUUGGGGACCUUAGCAAACCUGCGGAAAGCAAGUUCUUUCAGGAAGAGCCCAUCAGUUUGGUGAAGGGGAUUGAAAUCCAGCAUCUCUACAAGGUGUAUGACACGGGAAGGGACAGCCACAGAGCGAUCAAAGAUCUGACCCUGAAUCUGUACCAGGGGCAGAUCACCGUCCUUCUGGGACACAGCGGAGCCGGCAAAACCACCCUGUGCUGCAUGCUGGCAGGUCUUAUUCCCCCUUCAGGUGGAUGGGCCUAUAUCAAGGGGUAUGAAAUUUCUCGCGAUAUGGCUGAGAUCCGGAGGAGCCUGGGCUGGUGCCCCCAGCACGAUAUCUUGUUCCCAGAUCUCACCGUAGCCGAGCAUCUUUCUUUCUAUGCUCAGCUGAAGGGCUUGUCCCAUCGGAAGUGCCCCGAGGAAGUCCAGCGGAUGCUGCACAUGCUCGGCCUGGAGGACAAGCAGGACACCCUGAGCCGGUUCCUGAGCAGGGGCAUGAGGCGCAAGCUCUCCAUUGGGAUCGCCCUUAUAGCGGGCUCCAAGGUGCUGAUGCUGGACGAGCCCACCUCGGGCAUGGACGCCCUCUCCAGGAGGGCCAUCUGGGACCUCCUGCAGCAGCACAAGAGCGACCGCACCGUGCUGCUGACCACGCACUUCAUGGACGAGGCUGACCUGCUGGGGGACCGCGUGGCCAUCAUGGCCAAGGGGGAGCUGCAGUGCUGUGGGUCCUCGAUGUUUCUCAAGUGGAAGUACGGCGGCGGAUAUUACAUGACUUUGGUGAAGAAACCUCACUGCAACACAGAGGAGAUCUGUUGUCUGAUUUAUCACCAUAUCCCAAAUGCGGUUUUGCAGUCCAGCAAGGGAGAAGAAUUAACCUUCAUUCUUCCUAAAAAGGCCUUCCCUUGCAGGUUUGCAUCUCUCUUCACCCAGCUGGAAGCGAGGCAGGAGGAGCUGGGGGUCGCCAACUUCCAAGUGGUGGUCACCACCAUGGAGGAGGUCUUCAUGCGGGUUAACAAGCUGUCAGACAGCAACACAGAUGUCCAAGCCCUCAAGAUCUCCUCCACGCAGUUCCAACAAAGAGUGUCUGUCAGCAGGAUUAAACGCAUCCAGUCCCGGAUCUUCUCAAUGCAGCCGGGCCUGCCAGUCCAGCUGAACACAGGGGCCCGCCUCAUCUGCCAGCAGUUCUAUGCCAUGUUUCUGAAAAGGUUCACGUACUCUUGGCGCAACUGGAUGUCGAUGGUAACGAUGCAGGUCCUGGCGCCACUGGCGAUCACCGUCUUCAGCCUGGCCUUCCUCAGCUUGGAUACGCGCAUGGAUGAGGUCCCGCUGGAACUGACCCUAAAAACAUACGGUCGAACCAUCGUCCCUUUCUAUAUUUCUCCCAAUUCCAGGCUGGGUCCUCGGCUUUCGGAAUAUUUUACAAACAUGCUUGAGGCUGAGGAGCAGCUCCCUCUGGAGACCCUGGGCUCCGUGGAGGACCUCCUCCUGCAAAAGGAAGAGGAGGAUCCCGAGGUCUUUGAUUACAAAUACGUCGUGGCGGCUUCGUUUGAGGACUCGGGAAACCACACCACAGUGACGGCACUGUUCAACAACCAGGCGUACCACUCGCCCGCCGUGGCACUGGCACUUGUGGACAACGUUCUCUUCAAGCUGCUCUCCGGGGCCAGAGCCUCUAUCACAGCUGUCAACCACCCUCAGCCCCGGACGGCCCUGGAAGCCUCGGAGGAUAUCUUGUACCAGGGCCCGAAGGCACACUUCCUCAUCACCAACUUGCUUUUCGGAAUAGCGUUCUUGUCCAGCUCCUUCUCCAUCUUGACAGUGAAAGAGCGGUCCACGAAGGCCAAAGACAUCCAGUUCACCAGCGGCGUUUACGUGGCCACUUUCUGGCUCUCUGCGCUGCUGUGGGACCUCAUCACCUCCUUCGUCCCCAGUCUGCUGCAGCUGGUGGUGUUUCUGUACUACAAGGAAGAAGCUUUCACGCAUGAGGGCAACAUCCCGGCCGUUCUCUUGGCGCUCGUGCUCUACAGCUGGGCCAGCACCCCCUUCGUCUACCUGGCCAGCUUCUGCUUGCACUACGAAGGCAGCGCCUUCGUCAAGCUCUUCAUCACACUCACCUUCCUGAGCAUCUGCCCCAACAUUCUCGUCUGGGUCACAAGCCAAAAAGAGCUGGGCUACGUGACAUUGUCGGACUCCUUGGACCGCAAGUUCCUAUUGCUGCCAGGCCACUGCCUGGGAAUGGCCCUCUUCAACUUAUACUACAACUACGGAAUCCAGAAGCUAUGCAAAGCCAGGAAACUGGACCAGCAGGAGUGUAAUCAACUUUCAGAGGGAUCCACGGUCCAGGAGAGCAUCUACGCCUGGGAGCCUCUUGGGAUGGGGAAGUACCUGGCAGCCAUGGCCAUCAUGGGCUUUGUGUACCUCGUCCUGCUCUUCCUCAUUGAAACCAACGUCUUGUGGGGGCUGAAAGCCAGGUUUCCUGACUUCAACAGGAAGGGACUACUGCAGGUGACCAUGCCCGUAGACCAAGACGUGGAACAGGAGGCAAAGAUGGUGGAGACGUACUUGGAAAAGCUGCGUGCGGAAAACCCACUGGUUCUUAGAGAAGUGACAAAGGUCUACGUGCAGAAUGUGCCCCUGCUGGCUGUGAACAAGAUCUCCUUCACCGUUGGAGCAGGGGAGUGCUUUGGGCUUCUAGGCAGCAACGGAGCUGGGAAAACGUCCAUCUUCAAAAUGCUGACCGGGGAAGAGCCCAUCACCUCUGGGGCCGCCUUUGUCAGGGGCCUCAGCAUCAGCUCUCACCUGAGGGAGGUACGGUCCCAGAUCGGCUACUGUCCGCAGUUUGACGCCCUGCUCAACCACAUGACUGGCCGGGAAACGCUGGUCCUGUACGCCCAGAUCCGGGGCGUCCCCGAGCGCCACAUCGCCACCUGUGUGGAACAAAUUCUUGACGACUUACUCAUGCACACACACGCGGACAAGCUGGUGAAGACCUACAGCGGCAGCAACAAGCGGAAGCUGAGCACGGCCAUUGCCCUGCUUGGAGAGCCUUCGGUCAUCUUCCUGGAUGAGCCAUCCACCGGCAUGGAUCCCGUGGCCCGGCGUCUGCUCUGGGACACCGUGGCCCGGGCCCGUGAGUCCGGCAAGGCCAUCGUCAUCACCUCCCACAGCAUGGAGGAAUGCGAGGCCUUGUGCACCCGGCUGGCCAUCAUGGUGCAGGGUCAGUUCAAGUGCCUGGGCAGCCCCCAGCACCUCAAGAGCAAGUUCGGCAGCGGCUAUUCCCUGCAGGCCAAGGUGCGGGGCGACGGGCAGCAGGAGGCGCUGGAGGAGUUCAAGGCGUUCGUGACCCUGACCUUCCCAGGCAGCGUCCUGGAAGACGAGCGCCAAGGGAUGGUCCAUUACCACCUGCCCGGGGAUGACCUCAGCUGGGCCAAGGUGUUUGACAUUCUGGAGCAAGCCAAGACAAAAUUCAGGCUGGAUGACUACUGUGUCAACCAAGUGUCUCUGGAGGACAUUUUCUUGAGCUUCACCUGCUCUGCGCACCCAACCAAAGAGGAACACAAACAAGAGCAAGGAGACCUGAGACCUGGCUGUUCUUCCUGCCAGGUUGAUGGACGCAAGCUGCAGCCAGUGGAGCCGGAUCCUGGGGGACAGGGAGGACACAGCGGGGACAGACGGGGCGACGUUCUGCCCGAGGGACGCCGGAGCCACAAUUCGCGGGAAGAAGGCGCCGGCCGAGGCGCUGGAGGGGCAGCGUUCCAGUCCCAGCCCUCCGUGGCCCGGCCGUCCGAGCAGCAGUCUCCCGCCAGACGCGGGCCGGAGGCUGGGCGCGCUGUCUCUCGGGGCCAGGGCCAGGGGCGCGGCGGGCGCGCACAGGCCUCCGCGGACGCUGUUCGCCUGUCCCCACGCCGCCAGAACGGCCCGGGCUCACGCACAGAGACGCCCCCGCCAGCGGGGCGACGCCGCACUCCCCCGGGGAUCCCUCCCGCCCCGCCCGGGGAGGCGGGGCGGCCGCGCGGAAUCCACCAGUCAAUGGCCGGCGUUCGAAUUCGCGUCCUGGCGUGGCCAAUCGCGAGCGCCCGGCGCGGGCGGGAGGGCGGAGCCGGGGCCGGGACCCGGCGGCCCGGCGACGCGCGCCCCCCCCGGCCGGCCAAUGGGAGGGCCGGGCGCAUUUGA
Messenger RNA from Mustela lutreola (European mink), 8962 nucleotides. Its product is annotated as ATP-binding cassette sub-family A member 17-like. Lineage: Eukaryota; Metazoa; Chordata; Mammalia; Carnivora; Mustelidae. The record is from RefSeq and is a predicted model, not a curated record. Gene Ontology annotation, biological process: transmembrane transport; lipid transport. The transcript has 32 exons. Gene Ontology annotation, cellular component: intracellular membrane-bounded organelle; membrane. Gene Ontology annotation, molecular function: ATP binding; lipid carrier activity; ABC-type transporter activity. The coding region runs from base 3287 to 8962 and encodes 1891 amino acids.